Molecule: messenger RNA, 1112 nt
Organism: Bursaphelenchus xylophilus (pine wood nematode)
Lineage: Eukaryota; Metazoa; Nematoda; Chromadorea; Rhabditida; Aphelenchoididae
Source: the annotation of a GenBank genome assembly
AUGUACACCCUGGAGGCAUUUGACAUCAUCUUUUUCUCGUGUCCGCUCUUUUUUCUCUACAGUAAGCUAGUGAUUUCCCUAUGGAAGCGACGGAAAGAUUUCUUCUCGGCGUUUUACAGAAUUGUGCUGUUUGGAGGAAUCGUUGUAAGUUGGGGGUUUUCAGUGCAAUAUUAUCGACUUCCCUAAGAUUAUGACAUUAUAUGGAAUAUUAUAUAAAAUCCACUCUUUUUCAGGACUGUUCCAGUUUUUUACUAUACCUCAAUCUUCGGCUGCCCAAUACCAACUUUUACUUUGACCACUUCCUCGACUAUUUCAACCACUACUCCUUCUGGUGGUCACCUCUGAAAUUUGUGAUCUAUCAAUUCAUCUUUAUGGGGCAUACCACUUCACUUCUGAUGGCUGUAAAUCGAGUUACCAGUCUUUAUUUACCUCUGCAUUACGAUCAUAUUUGGCAAAAACAUUCAUUAAUUAUUGGUGCUUCUUAUUUGGUAAUCCCAACAACAAUGACUUGGCAAUUAUUGUUCAAGCCCGCAGGAUUUAUUUUAAUGGGAAAUAGGACAAGCGGAUUGGUAACUUUAGAAUACGAUCAUAGCUAUACUUUUGGGGUAAGUUGGAAGUUAAAGGUCGCGCUUAAUCUUUGCAUAAUAUUGCCAUCGUUGAACAUUUUCAGCCUCACAUGUCAACAGCCCUUGUCUGGUACACAAUGCUGAUAGCUCUUUUAACUUUGACUUUUAACCUGAUGUGUGCUAUAAAGAUGAUAAUGUACAGAUUCAAACACAAAGCGUUGACCAAAAAUAAUUCGAGGAUGGUGCUCUGUGCAAUGAUCGUAUUUCUAAACGAGGUGAUGGUCAUGUUUUCACAGGUGAGGAAUUAACAAUGAAGCAUCUUGAGUGUGUUGCCUUUAGGUGAUAGUCCUACAACAAUUCCUGGACAAGACUUUUACCAUGAGAGUUGUCAUCCCAUUCAUCUUCGACAUUCAUUGUUUGAUGCCUGGUGUAAUUGUGCUCUGCACUGUCCCUCAACUUCGAGAAGUUACCGUUGGCGCGUUCCUUCGCGAAGAUCUCACCGAAAAAAGUAUUUCAGUUACUCCGGCCGUCGUUAUUGCAAAGUAA